UAUCACAAGUUAUUAUUUGUUUAGAUAAUGACCCAGCUCACAUAAGCAGAAAGGACAGAAUGAAGGGAUAUGCUGUCAUGGUCAUAAUUAUAUGGUUCAGCAGAGGUUCAACACUUAACGAAUGCAAACCAUGCCAAUGUUGUAACUAUGGCGCAGGCAGUUGCAUAUUAUUCAACAAUAUACAAGAUUAUUGUUAUAACGGGUGUCGUGACGGAUAUUUCAGUCCUAAAUGUACACAUUCUUGUAGAGACCAUUGUCUAAAGUGUAAAGAACUAUGGACGUGCGACAAAUGUCAGGAUGGAUAUUACGGUGAAUGGUGUCAAGAAUGCCCAAACAGAUGUGAGACGUGUUCCAAUUGGAAUAAUUGUGAUGUCUGUAAAGACGGAUAUUACAAUGGAAAACAAUACUUUAAUAGUGUAGAAACUACCACUUGCCAAUAUGCAUGUCCUGCUUCCUGCAAGACAUGCUCAUCAUUCCAUACUUGUCAGGAAUGUAAAAGCGGCUUUAUCAUCAAAUCAACCUUCAACUACAAAGAAAACAUAUGGUAUAGAACGUGCGACCCUAUAUGCGACAGUGGUUGUAAAACAUGUACGUCAAAGUAUUUUUGUACUGAAUGCAUCAAUGGUUAUUAUCUGGCAAAUGAGUAUUGUCAUAAAUGUAACGAAAAUUGUAUUUCCUGCUCAUCACAACAAAGAUGUACUGCUUGUAUUGACGGGAAGUACAAUCAUUAUUUUAAUGAUUGUAGAUAUUCUUGUAAACAAGAAUGCAAAUCUUGUACUUCAUAUAACACUUGUGCAGCUUGUGUUCGAGGACGCUACGGGACAUCAUGCGAACACAACUGUAGCCAUGGUUGCUUAAAUGGUGAUUGUAAUAAAAGUAACGGAUAUUGUCUCUGUAAAACUCGUUUCACAGGUGAAAAGUGUGACAAAUGCAAUGAUUACAAAUACGGUACAAAUUGUGAAAAAAAUUGUCCAAGAGAUUGUUUGGAUCCUAUGUGUGAUAGCAAUGGACACUGCUUCAAAUGCAAAACUGGCUUUCUUGGAAACAAAUGUGAGAAAUGCCAAGUGGGACUAUAUGGUCAAAAUUGUGACAUUAACUGUCCAAUCGGAUGUGCAAACAAUAAUUGUACCACUGAAGGUGUUUGCUAUAGUUGUAAGUCUGGAAAAUAUGGAAUAGACUGCACGGGAUCUCUGCUCAGUCGGUUGUGAC
Messenger RNA from Ruditapes philippinarum (Manila clam), 1209 nucleotides. Its product is annotated as protein draper-like. NCBI's taxonomy places the organism in Eukaryota, Metazoa, Mollusca, Bivalvia, Venerida, Veneridae. The transcript has 2 exons. The record is from RefSeq and is a predicted model, not a curated record. The coding region runs from base 60 to 1208 and encodes 382 amino acids.